Messenger RNA from Salarias fasciatus (jewelled blenny), 2460 nucleotides. Its product is annotated as E3 ubiquitin-protein ligase TRIM39-like. Gene Ontology annotation, molecular function: protein binding; zinc ion binding. The transcript is spliced from 2 exons. The coding region runs from base 30 to 1874 and encodes 614 amino acids. The record is from RefSeq and is a predicted model, not a curated record. Lineage: Eukaryota; Metazoa; Chordata; Actinopteri; Blenniiformes; Blenniidae.
UGAGGACUGACUCGAUGGACUGACGAAUCAUGUCAGGAAGACGAAAGUCAAGUCGGAGCUCACGACCAAAGCAAAACCUUGCUGACAGGCGUCUUGCGAUGGCCUCAGGUGGCACCCUCCCUGAAGAACAGUUCCUGUGUUCAAUCUGUCUGGAUGUGUUCACUGAUCCAGUCUCUACUCCCUGUGGUCACAACUACUGCAAGGCAUGUAUCACAGGGUACUGGAACUGCAGCGGCCAAAUACAGUGUCCCAUCUGUAAGCAAAGCUUCGGCAGUCGACCACAGCUCCAGGUCAACACUGACUUCAGGGAUAUGGUGAAGCUUUUUAAGAGCAUGAGGGUGAAGGCGGAAGGUGAGAUAUUUGUCAGACCAGGAGAAGUGCCAUGUGACAUCUGCGUCGGACCAAAGCUCAAAGCCCAGAAGACGUGUCUGGUGUGUUUGGCUUCGUACUGCGAGGGUCACCUGGAUCCUCAUCUGCGGGUGGCAAGUCUCAGGAAGCACAAGCUGACUGAGCCCGUGUCAAACCUGGAGGACAGGGUGUGUACGAAGCACGACAAGAUGCUGGAGCUCUUCUGUCAACCAGACCAGGUGUGCAUUUGUUUCAAGUGUUUGAAAGACGACCAUGUGGGUCAUAAAGCUGUUCCACUCGAGCAAGCCCACAGGGAAAAGGCAGCACAGCUCCAGAGUGCAACGUCAGGGAUGAAAAUAAUGGAAGAAGCUAAAUCCAAUACUGUUAAAGAAGUCAAAGACUCCAUCCAGCAGAGCAGAGAGGAGUCAGACAGUGAUAUAUCGAGCAUCAAUGCAUUUUUCGCGUUUCUGGUGGACUCUCUGAAAUGUAGGCAGUCAGAGCUGAUUGGGGUGAUCCAGGAGAAGCAGAAAGAAGCAGAGACGGAAGCCGAAGGGCGAGUCGCACAGCUGGAGAAGGAACUUGCCAAGUUGAGGAGGAGAAGAUCUAAAAUGGAGCAGCUUUUACAAACAGAGGACCAUCUCCUCCUGCUGCAGAACUGGCCAUCCCUUCACCUACCCACACACACUGAGGACCUCUUCAGCCCUGCACCACAGCAACUUCCUGAUAGCAGUCCUCAGAUCUAUGCGGGGAUUGUGAAAAAAGCAGUGGAACGGAUGGAAAAGGCUAUCACUAAUGAGAUGGAGUUGCUCCUCCAUGAGGUCAGGCUGUCUGAUAGCUGUGAACCAGAAGAUGCAACUGAAGGACCGAUGAUGGCUGAUGGUUUCAUUCAGGAUUUGUCGAAACCUGAGGACAAGCUGGCGAUGAUUCAGCAGUGCCAUGCAGUGAACGUGCAAAUGAACGCGUUCACGCUGUCCCUUGGACUUGCGUUGUCUGAGGAUGGGAAGCGGCUGGGUUUUCAUCAAAACAUAUGGAAUUACCUUGCUGGGCUCGUGUGUAGUCUUGAACAAGCCCCUUUUGUCCUGGCGACUGAGGGUUAUUCUUCAGGCAAGUUCUACUAUGAGGUUCAAGUCAGUGGCCUUGACAACUUUCAGGUGGGUGUGGUCAAUCCGACCGUGUCAAACAAAACAUGCUGGAUCUUUGCACUGUACACCACCCUUUGGGAGUGCUAUUCAGUUUUUGACUCAUCUCGCUCAGAAACCCUGUUCCUGAGACAGAAACCGGAGAGAGUUGGAGUGUUUGUGGAUUAUGAAAACAAAGAGGUCUCCUUCUACGACGUGGAUGCCAGGACUUUGAUCUACUCCUUCACCGGAUGCAAUUUCACUGGCGCUUCAAUGCUAAGGUCUUUUCUCAGUUCGAUGGUUGGUGGUUUUUUAAAUCCAAGACAAAAGCUCUUUCCUGCCUUUUCGAUUUUUGGGGCUGCUCGUGACAGUGAACUAGUAAUCACACCUGUAGCUCAAACACCCUGACGUGCCUCCAGAACAAAGGCCCAUAAUUGGACUGAUCGGCUUCUAUUCAAGAGAACACCUAUUCUACAUAAAAACACAAAAUAAUUUGAGCCAGCAUACAGCAGCAGAAGAUCUUUGGUUUUUCAUGGAGUUCCUGCUUUGUUCCUUAAAAAACCUGCAGGUUGCAAAAUUGUUUUGAAGCCAACAAGUGGGCGUACCAAACUUUGUUCCUUUCUUCUGAUUUCUUUUUAUCUUUUUAUUGGUCUUUUACAAAUAUAUAGAUCAAAUGUACAAUUGGGUGAAGUGAAAACAUGGAAAAAACCCCAUUGAAAAACAGCAAAAAGGACAUGGAGAAAUACUUUUGUUUGUUCUUGUGUGAUUUUUUUUAUACAGUUUUUCUCCAUUGGUUUGGCUCAUUUCUUGAAACAGAAAUUACAUUUUGAAAACUCUAAGAUAAUUUACUGGUAGUAAAACGGUCUUACAGUUCAGCUCAACGCCAUAGUUCACUCGCAAAACCUCAUAUCUUUACCAAAACUGUUCACUCAUGUUUGAAAGCUACAUUUCUUUUCUAUAUAAAUAGUCAGUGCCACCAAAAUGCAAAGAUCCU